This is a messenger RNA of Gadus chalcogrammus (walleye pollock), 1629 nucleotides long. It is a transcript of the gene slc35f3b, whose product is annotated as solute carrier family 35 member F3b. The transcript has 8 exons. The record is from RefSeq and is a predicted model, not a curated record. Lineage: Eukaryota; Metazoa; Chordata; Actinopteri; Gadiformes; Gadidae. Bases 77 to 1615 code for a protein of 512 amino acids. Gene Ontology annotation, cellular component: membrane.
CUCGUGUGGACGAGGGCUAGGCUAGCCGCUAUACUUCGAAAAGUCUUCAAAAGACUGCGCUGGAGUGAUUUGAAUCAUGUAUGGAGACGGAGAGGGCACCGUUUGGGACCGGGUCGGGCGGCCCCGGAGGGACUGCAUGUGCUACCUUGGACCACCUUCUUUGAUGCCCAUCGGAAUGCGCAAGUCUCCUGACGUGAGCCCCAGACGGCUGUCGGACAUCAGCCCCCAACUCAGACAACUCAAGUACCUGGUGGUGGACGAGUCCAUCAAGGAGGACUUGAAGUCGUCCCGGUCGGUCGAAGACAUCAACAGUGCAUCGAUAGAGGAGCGAAUAUUGCGAAUCACCGGCUAUUAUGGAUACCAGCCUUGGAACGCAUUCUGCAAUGGUGAAGACCGCCCCAGGGACACCGUGGUGGGCGCCCCCGUCGACGGACAGCCGGCCGUUGCCGUGGCGGCGGGGGCGGAGCCGAGCGCCAGCAGCCGGCGGCGGCGGCUGCCGCGAUGCUGCGUGCGCGUCACCGCCGCUCAGCUGCAGAAGGCCCUGUGGGGCGUGGUCAUGGUGAUGUGCGUGUGCUCGUCAUGGGCGGGCUCCACCCAGCUGGCCAAGCUGACCUUCAGGCACUUCGACGCGCCCUUCACCCUCACCUGGUUCGCCACCAGCUGGAACUGCCUCUUCUUCCCGCUGUACUACAUCGGACACGUGGUCAAGAGCCCCGAGAGGCAGACCCCCCGGCAGAGGUUCAGGGAGUGCUGCCGGUUCUUCGGGGACGACGGGCUGACGCCCAAGGUGUUCUUCACCAAGGUGGCGCCGUUCGGUCUGCUGUGGAUCCUCACCAACUACCUGUACCUGCAGGCCCUGAGGAAGAUCAACACCACCGACGCCUCGGCACUCUUCUGCUGCAACAAGGCCUUCGUCUUCCUGCUGUCCUGGAUCGUCCUGCGGGACCGCUUCAUGGGAGUCAGGAUCGUGGCAGCCAUCUUGGCGAUCGCGGGCAUCGUGAUGAUGACGUACGCGGACGGCUUCCACAGCCACUCUGUCAUCGGCAUCACGCUGGUGGUGACCUCAGCCUCCAUGUCAGCACUCUACAAGGUGCUGUUUAAAAUGGUCCUGGGCAGUGCCAAGUUCGGAGAGGCGGCACUGUUCCUGACGGUGGUGGGCGGGGCCAACUUCGUGUUCAUCAGCUUCGUGCCGGUCAUCCUGUACUUCACGCACGUGGAGUACUUUGCCUCGCUGGGCGACAUCCCCUGGGCCUACCUGUGUGGCGUCGCAGGCCUGCUGUUUGCGUUCAACAUCCUGGUGAACUUUGGCAUCGCGGUCACAUAUCCAACACUAAUCUCACUGGGAAUCGUGCUCAGUGUCCCAGUGAACGCCUUGGUGGACCUGUACACGUGCGAGAUCCACUUCAACACGGUGCGCCUCAUCGCCGUCUUCAUCAUCUGCCUGGGCUUCCUCAUGCUGCUGCUCCCCGAGGACUGGGACAAGUGCAUCAUCCAGCUCAGCACCAGGCUGCGCAAACGCGACGAGCCAGCGGAGGGCAGCGGAGAGCCGGGCGCCGCCACCGGCCUCAACUGGAACCGCAGAGGAAGGACCUCCAUGUCCACGUUUGCACAUUGACUCGAUUUGAAGGA